This is a messenger RNA of Acanthaster planci (crown-of-thorns starfish), 5366 nucleotides long. RefSeq lists its product as uncharacterized. Gene Ontology annotation, biological process: protein phosphorylation; regulation of dendrite development; positive regulation of axon extension. Gene Ontology annotation, cellular component: nucleus; dendrite cytoplasm. The record is from RefSeq and is a predicted model, not a curated record. NCBI's taxonomy places the organism in Eukaryota, Metazoa, Echinodermata, Asteroidea, Valvatida, Acanthasteridae. Gene Ontology annotation, molecular function: ATP binding; protein kinase activity.
UUACGUAUACCAACUACUUAAAGCAAUUCACUGGUGCCAUCAAAAUGACAUCAUCCACAGAGACGUUAAGCCAGAAAAUCUUCUAGUUAGUGAAGAAGGUAUCUUGAAACUUUGUGACUUUGGAUUCGCUCGCAACUUGAGUAAUAAUGGCACAGCUAAUUAUACUGACUAUGUAGCCACUCGAUGGUAUCGCUCACCAGAGCUGCUCCUUGGAGCCCCUUAUGGCAAGGCAGUUGACAUCUGGUCUGUUGGUUGCAUCAUGGGUGAGCUGAGUGAUGGACAGCCUCUUUUCCCAGGAGAGAGUGAGGUUGAUCAACUUUUCAUUAUCCAGAAGAUUCUAGGAGCUUUGCCCAACUACCAGAUGGAGCUAUUUGAGAAGAAUCCAAGGUUCUCUGGGCUUAGGUUUCCAAAAGUUUCAGAGCCUCAGACUCUGGAAAUGAAAUACUCGGGUGUAAUGAGUAGUGUUACCCUGGAUAUCAUGAAGAAUGUCCUUCAGCUAGAGCCAUCAGAUCGCUUUACUAUUGAGCAGUGCUUGGAGCACAGAGCUUUCCAGACAGAGAGAUUAUUUCAUCAAGAUCUGCCUUGCCCUAAAUCUGCCUAUUCCUCUAGACAGAAUGGCCUCAAGCUGGGGUUUGUCAAAGAUCCCAAGGAUGAUGUCCUAUCUGGCGGAGAUGUAGUCAUUAAUGCAAUGUAUCAGAGCAGAACACCAGUACCUGAAGUGAAUGAGGCAUCCCAGGGUGGUAAUGUGGUGACUAAUGAACAGGGCCCCUCCAUAAAUAUCCCAGCAUCACACACGAAAUUCUUGAAGUCCAGUAAGAAGAAACAGCAGCAGCAUCAAGCUGGCAAGGAGACCAACAUAGAAAGUUGGCAAAGCCAGCAGAGUGUAUCAUCCCUUACGCCAACCAUUCUGCAAUGUGACCAGCCAAUUGACCUUGCAGGGACACACUCACUGAGCGAUUCUUUGCAGGAAACUACCUUGGAACCCCAGCCAAGUGAAACCCAGAUGGAGUAUAUAAUUAAAGGAGAGAAAACUCAAAAGCCAAGGAGUGAAAAAUCCUUCAGCUUGAUCAAACCAGCAUACAGUAAAGACCUGAAUGGAUCCUAUGCAAAGUAUCUUGGGAAGUAUGCCUGUGCAAAAGUCUCUUCAAAGUAUUCAGGGAACUUGAUCAAAGGCCAGGUAGACAACACGAAGAAGAAUAAUUCACCAAGGGAGGAGGUUGAGAGGAAUAGGAGUAAGGAUGGUGAUAGUUCUCUAGGCAUGGAGGCGGACACUGAUAAAGCAGAUAACAUUCCAAACCUAAUGAGACCUAACAUACCUCCAUCCAAGUACUGUAGGAACCAGGCCAAGAAGGAUGCAAGGAAUGGUGCAAGAUCGUUGUCCAAGUCUAGUUCUGAUGUUAAUGAGAAUAUCCAGCAGAAUUUUGGCAUCAUUGAGCCUUUUAAUCGAGAAGGCAACAGUUUUGUGUUGUUCAGUGACCCACAGAAUACAGAAGGUGAAUUCAAAAACCUCCAGGACUCCAAGCACAAAGGAACUGAGAUUAGCCAAUCGUCGGAUUAUCAAGAUCAGUCUCCUGCUGUCAGUGCAUAUUCUGAUGGGGAGUUACUAAAACGUGGUUUUGAAGGCAGCAAACACCAUCUAUCCAAUAUAACAGAGACCCCAAGGUAUCACAUUAAUACAGACUCUUGCCAGAACAUUGUAAGUCAAAGUAGUAACCAUUCCAAUGAUGGCCCACACAUGUCACCUAAAGGUUCCCGAAGAGGACGGCUUGAAGAAGUUAAGUGUACUGGUAAAUCUGUUGACCUCAAGGACAACAGUGGUGACCAGAAUACAAAAGACAGACUUAACUCUCAACUCACAGAAAAGAAGAAUAUACUCAAGGAAUUUUCAAGCCAUCAACAUAUUCCAACUGAGUUAGGUGUACAGAAACCAAACUCUGGCAAGAAGCAACAGUACGAAGGUUCAGUGGCAUACAGAGGUCGCAUUAUGCACACUUUUAAGGCUGAAGAACAGGAGGUAAGAGAGAUUCAGUCAGUCAACUUGAGAGAGCAGCAGCUGACAGAAAGACAGCCACAGCAAGCAGUGCAUGUGGGGAAAACGGGACAAAUUACCGACCCUCCUGGCAUGGGGGCAACCGGGACCCAUAGUAAGAGUAAAGAACAGCAGCACACUGAUCAGAAUCCAUUUACUGAAUCAACAUACCCACCAUCCAGCAUUGCCCCUGGUUUCUCGGAUGAUUCAAAUGCCGAUAGUAGGCACACCAGCAGUAGCACUCUGGAAAAUAACUCACGAAAGUUUCUCAAAGAUAAUACUGUUCAUGGUCAGUGGAGAGAAGUCAAAUCGAGUAAAAGAAAGAAGAAAAAGAAUCAAUUGUAUUUAAUCACAGGAGAUGUUUCAAAAACCGAGCGUCUUGCUUUGCAACCAAACAUCUAUGCCCAUCGAGAACAACCUAAGUCCCACAGGAAACUAAACCAAACACCCACAGCAGACAAGAAUCGACUUUCUGGAGGUUUUCAGCGUUCCCGAGAGCCCUACCUGUAUCCAAUCCAGAAGCAACUCCCUUCCCUUUCUGGUACAGGCACAGCAAAUACAAAUGUCACACGCAAAGUUUCUGAUGUCUGUGUUACAUACCACCACCAGCAACACCACAGCAACCCGUAUGUCUGCUGCAAGCACUCCAAAUCUGAUGCAGAAAACAUUACGGAGCAUGCUAGUCAUUGGACACAUGGAAUGCAAACAGCAUUAGAGGGUGUUGUGGCACCUGAUAGAACUACAUUGAGCAAGAGCCCUGGACACUCUUUGAUGCCACUCAAGAGUACCCGAGGGGAACGAUUUCCAAGUCUGCCUGAUUUUAGAGAUGGUCCAUUCUAAACUGCUACGUACCAUCACAUCUUAUUUGUGCUUAGCAUGAAGCCGUACUCCCUGGCAUAAACAGCUCUUUAGCAAACUCUGUAAAUGAAUACAAAUGAAAGUGUGGAUACCAUAUCUCCCACAAUAAAUUAUUAUUUAACUUGCAGUUAGCUUUCCCUUCAUGUAGAUUGCCACGCCAACUACAUUUUUGCCUAGUCCUUGAGCAAAUACAGGCCAGAUUUGGAAUCUGUGUAGGCACAGCAGGUAACAUUGCAUGAUAACAAUGCUGGCACUGCAGCGGGGGACUACCUUGUUAAACAGAUAUUGUAGGGGCCUACAACCUAAUUCCUAAUAAAAGAACUACAUGUAUACCUAACAAAGACAUUCUCUCCUUCACACUAAUGGUCCAAGCAUAGCAUCUCAGCAAAGGUGUAAGAGAGAAAUAAUAUUCAAGUGUCUAUUCAACUUUUGUCAUUGUCCCUGUUGAGACUAUUUAUAGUCACUGUUCAUUGCUUAUCACUGAGCCUGUUGAACAUACCAUACUCAUUCUACAAGAAAUUUUGAAGAGUGUACGGAAUGCAUUUAGCUAUAUUUGGGAUGAGCAAGGAAUUUUGGACGACAGUUUUGGCUUUCAAUACUUGAUUGUUACAACCCCCAAGAAUACUCCAACCAUCAGGCAUGCCAUGAUAUAGAAUAGAAAUGACUAGACUCAUAUCUCUAAGGUUUGCAAUAAUUUGUUCCAAACAAACAAGACAGCAAAAAAAUUGUUAAAGCUUUCUGAAUUGUCUUUAUUUUCAGUGUUCAUGUAGGGAUAAUUUCAGUUUUACGUUGGACUCAAAUACAGGUGAAAGCAAGUAUGGCAAGAAAAUAUAGGCAAACAUAGGCAAAUAAAUAAAAUGUAACAGGUAAACUGAUAACUCAAGAGAAGAGAUAAAAUAAGUGUAUAAACCAUAAGUGGACACAUAACAAUGCCUAACUUAAUUCAGAACCUAGAAAGUGAAAUAUGGAAGCAAAGAAACAUGUAUAGAAAAUUUUCAAAAUUUCAUUCUGUUUAUGUUUAACACAAUUUUUAGUGUGUAAAAUGGCAGUUUUGGGGAAAAAAAUUAAAUUAAAACUUUUGACAAUCACAUUUGUGAGGCAGGAUGUCACACAUUUGAAUGGGCAAGUAGCAUCAGUGACUGAAGUUCACUUUACUAAACAAUUGCUGUCCACUCUGUGUAGGAACAAGAGAUAUACAUGCAGCAAUUAUCCUUGAGACGGAACUCAUGACCACUUGUGCUUGCAGGUUGAAGCACACUUUGCUGUAAGACAUGCUAAGCACACACAACCACUUUAUGUUGAAAUGUGUGCCAGUCACAUGCAAGAGCACCGAUAAAAAGUCGCCAGCAGCCUGUCUCUUCAUUGCUGUUGAGAGGCUGCUUUAAUCAGUGUGGAUACUAAACAGUUUAAUGGACCCUGUUGGGCUUGUUACAGCAGUGGUCAACUGCAAAGAGAUCCAUACAUGUGUAGCCCCUGGGAGAAAAUAUGGUCAUAUUCAUGGUGUUCAUUUGCAGGCAAAAGAGUUCUUGUUAGUGAGCAACUUCACAAUAUACUGCUUAUAGUUGGGAUUGGAUGUUUUGCGGUAUGCAGGAACACUUGAUUUAAGCAUAAGCUGGUUCAACUUGGGAGCAAUCUUCUACAGCCAUCAUGAACACAAAGCCUUCCCGGUAACAAUGCAUCACUGUGUCCCACCCUCUGCCCCCCCCCACAAAGAUCUGCCAGUCAUAUACGUGUACAUUAUUAAGACUUGUUCCUGUUGAAAUAACAAGCAAAUACAUGUGCUUGUAAUAGCACUGUGCACUGUUACUCUUCUGGCAAACAUGGUUUGAGUGAUUUUUUUAAUAUUGGAACUGUAGAAAGACCAUGUUGUGUUUUCCUUCCCAUCUGUAUUGAAGUUUGUACAUGUAUACAUAAUGUAUGCCUCAUGGCUUUCCACAUGGUUUGUGUGUUUAUACAGGAAUGCAUAUUUUUCAAAUACAUUGAUCACUGUGUAAUUGUUGCAUAUACCAGUCAAAAUUCUAAUGACCUUUUGUAUGAAGAUAUUUUUAGCUUUUGCCCCUUAGUAGUCCUGAAUGUGAAGGGUGACAAGAAAGCAUGUCACCCAAAGCCCUUUCUUCUGAGUCUGAUUUCCUAGGAAAUCCUCAGAAGAGGAUUUCUGCCUCACGGUACCAGUGACAUAAUGGGAGUAAAUUGCUAGGGGUCGGAGGGAGUUGCACACUGCACACAUUUUUUUUUCAGGAGGGGUACCGAAAGUUGAUGAAAUCCAGCUUGUUUAUAGGUUGUGUACGGUACAUUUCAAAAUUUCAAAUGGGGCAGAGGGCAGAUCACCAUAAAUCUGCAGGGUUCAUUAUUUUUUAUACUUAUAUAAUAUAUGAAUAUUAUUAUUAUUCACAUAUCUUUAUGGGCAUUGCAAGGUGCUUUCCUCCAGGAACAAAACAUUUGAAAAAUAAAGAAACAAAAGGUUUUUAUGGCCAACUUA